Molecule: messenger RNA, 503 nt
Organism: Saimiri boliviensis boliviensis (Bolivian squirrel monkey)
Lineage: Eukaryota; Metazoa; Chordata; Mammalia; Primates; Cebidae
Product: large ribosomal subunit protein eL21-like
Biological process (GO): translation
Cellular component (GO): ribosome
Molecular function (GO): structural constituent of ribosome
Source: RefSeq, a predicted model, not a curated record
UCUUCCAGUAAUUCGCCAAAAUGACGAACACAAAGGGAAAGAGGAGAGGCACUCGAUACGUGUUCUCUAGGCCUUUUAGAACACAUGGAGUUGUUCCUUUGGCCACAUAUAUGCGAAUCUAUAAGAAAGGUGAUAUUGUAGACAUCAAGGGAAUGGGUACUGUUCAAAAAGGAAUGCCCCGCAAAUGUUAUCAUGGCAAAACUGGAAGGGUUUACAAUGUUACCCAGCAUGCUGUUGGCAUUGUUGUAAACAAACAAGUUAAGGGCAAGAUUCUUGCCAAGAGAAUUAAUGUGCGUAUUGAGCACAUCAAGCACUCUAAGAGCCGAGAUAGCUUCCUGAAACGUGUGAAGGAAAAUGAUCAGAAAAAGAAAGAAGCCAAAGAGAAAGGUACCUGGGUCCAACUGAAGUGCCAGCCUGCUCCACCCAGAGAAGCACACUUUGUGAGAACCAAUGGGAAGGAGCCUGGGCUGCUGGAACCUAUUCCCUAUGAAUUCAUAGCAUAA